Messenger RNA from Aureobasidium subglaciale EXF-2481, 1592 nucleotides. RefSeq lists its product as uncharacterized. Gene Ontology annotation, molecular function: protein binding. NCBI's taxonomy places the organism in Eukaryota, Fungi, Ascomycota, Dothideomycetes, Dothideales, Saccotheciaceae. Bases 386 to 1468 code for a protein of 360 amino acids. The transcript is spliced from 5 exons. The record is from RefSeq and is a predicted model, not a curated record.
GCUGCCUCUGGAGAUGUCGUUGAUAGAGUUAUCAGGGUCUUUGGUUGGUGGCGGUCAUCGUGGCGUCUGUCAGACUCGUGUCUGAUAUUGUCUGAUGGAUGAUGGGUGUAGUAACGCCAUCAUUGCUGCCUCUGCCUCGACGUUGGUCGAGUCAUGCUGUCGAGAUCAUAGACCACCGAGUUCACCCGUCAAUGACAAGCUAGAUGGGAGAUAGGAAACGUAGUAUGGGUUCAGGAUCUAUAUUGAAUGCUUUCCAAAGAUGGUUGUUGAUGGAUGCGAAUAGAGUCGCGACUCCAGUCCCAAGACUUUUGACGACAACUUCUCCAGCAUCUCUCAGACCAAAAAAAUAAAUACAAAUCUCCGUCAUCACCAAAAACUCACAAGAAUGGCGCCAACCACUGCGAAACUUCUCGCCUCAUCAGGACUAUCGCUGCCUACCGAUACAUAUAUUUACUCAUUGGCCCGCACAGCAAGCCUUUGUGCCGCAAUAUCAUCUGACGAUUCACUUCGCUACUUCGAUCCUACAAACCUCUCGCUUGUGCAUAAGGUAUCAAAUGCACACCGAGGAAUCACAUGUCUAAAGACGACUUCGGAUGGCAAAGGAUUGAUCACAGCGGGCCGAGAUGGCACGGUCAGAUGUUGGGAUGAGAGGGCGAAGUCUGCUGGCGUGCAGAUGACUGAUCCUCGUGGAGCUGGCAUCUCUGCGUUGGCGUGUCGUGAUACGUUCAUUGCUGCUGGUACCGAGAGCACCAAGGAGGGAUUGGGUGAUGUUAGCGUUCUUUUGUGGGACACACGAAACGCUUCUCAGCCAUUGCAGGCAUACACGGAGAGCCACACUGAUACAGUGACCCAAGUGGCUUUCCACCCAACACAACAGCAAACACUGCUCUCAGGAUCCACAGAUGGCCUGGUAUCGCUAUUUGACACUACAAUUUCGGACGAGGAUGAUGCUCUGGUCCAAGUGCUCAACCACUGUGGUGCCAUCCACUGCGCCGGUUUCCUCAACGCCGAAGAGGUAUACGCCGUGAGCACAGAUGAGCAACUCUCAGUCUACACCCUAGGCAAACCUACAGACUCCGACGAAGCCACUCUACCAGUAACAGCCUUUGGAGAUGUCAGAGAACAGCUGAAGAGCAGUUAUGUGAUUGACGUGUUCCCCAACUCACCUUCAGCCUACAUCGCUACUGGAGAUACUGCAUCAUCACGCCUCACCCUAGUCCCACUAAACCCAAGCUGGUCCUUCGACAUGUCAGGUACCAUGGAUUUCCCCGGCGCUCACGGCGACGAAAUCGUUCGCGACUUCCUAAUCGACAACCACAACCAAAGAGUCAUUACUUGCGGAGAAGAUGGUCAAGUUCGUCUUUGGGCGCAAGAGGCACAAGCUCCUGUAGCAGAAGCAGAUGCCAUGGAUGUUGACAGGAAGAAGAAGCGCAAGGAUAAGAAAAAGGACAGGUUCAAGCCUUACUAGAUCUUGCAUGGCCUGCUCUUCAAUAUGCAGUCUUGUCCCACAAUAAGAGUUCCUCAUAAGGAACAGCUACCACAUAUGCUUCUCCGUGCGACAAAUUGAUCCAUCAGUCAAGCAAGAAACCGUG